This is a messenger RNA of Colletotrichum lupini, 1176 nucleotides long. RefSeq lists its product as uncharacterized. The transcript has 8 exons. The record is from RefSeq and is a predicted model, not a curated record. NCBI's taxonomy places the organism in Eukaryota, Fungi, Ascomycota, Sordariomycetes, Glomerellales, Glomerellaceae. The coding region runs from base 1 to 1176 and encodes 391 amino acids.
AUGGCACCACACGGAGGACAUAUCCGUGCUUCACACAGCCCAACACACAACACCAGGAUCGAGCAGACGGAUAAGGCGCAUCAAGGGACAGCCUACAGUCCGUGCUUCUUCUUCUUCUCCCUCUUCUCCUCAUCCUCGCCCACUCCGUCAGCCUUGAACCGCCCUCUUCCAGCUCCAGCAAGCAAGCAUCUUUCAUUACCCCCGCCCCAGGCAAGGCGUCUUAGAGAUGCUAUACACAGCAGCUUAGCGUCCAAAAAGGAGCCCUCUGCAGAGUACUUUGCCUUACAAGGCCGCUACCCUCCGCGCACGAAACCCUGCUGUCUGCUCGAGGCCCCUGGUAAACUCAAUGCCAAUUCCAAAAACCUCGACAAGGCCAUUUUAUACCAUAAGCGGAAAGAUGGUGCUUGGCACGACCCAGACCGACCCGAACCAGAACCAGGACAGAGGAACCCUCAACCCAAUCCCCUAGGGCCCCCCAAAGCUGAGCGUUGCUCGGCACUUUCCGGUCCAGGAUUCGGCUCCCUGCUUUUCGGGGCAGCUCCGGUGGUGCUUCAACCCCCGUCCAAGACUCUCGAAACCCUAGUCCUGGACCUGGCAACACUCGAGAGCGGGCACAGUUACUGGCUAGUGGAAACCCCUCACGACCCAGCUCCCAGCUCACAGCUGUGUCUACCACCAGCACCAGCUCCAGCUCGAACCCCAGCCCCGGCCGGCGGGGUAGCAAGAACGCUGCGCUGGGACUCGAUUGGAUUGGAUGAAUUCCUCGCUGGUUUAACCUCGCGUCACCACCUGACAACCCUCGACCCAGAUAUCGUCCACCAAAGUGAAGGGCACAGCACACCAGAAGGCGCAGGCGUAAGGCGCAGACACGAUAGCAUCAACUCUGAUGCCCUCGCUAUCUAUCUGGAAAGCGCUACGCCUCAAAGGGUCAAAAUUUUGACCAAACAGAUGACUGCUACUACCUUAUGUCGAAGCUCAGCUAAGGCAGGUGUUUCCGCGAGAAUUCACCUCAAUGGAAAAGCUUACCUGGAGAUGUGCGGCCGCCUUUACUUCUUCACCCACCUCACACAAUCUGCCCUGCGAAUUUCCAGCCUACCUGACCGUUACGGAUACCUUGCUUUAGUCCCCGUUCUGGCCUACACUACGAAUACGGAUACAGAUACAGAAACUCCAUAA